AUGAAUGCUCCGGAACCCCCUAAUAUAGUGAAGAAACCCCGGUCUAUUACUAGUUUGUAUCUUGAUCUCAUCAUCAUUGAACCUAAUGUUGAUGUGUCUAAAGAUUGUCCUACUGUGACAAAUGUUAUGGAAGAUGUUGAAGCCUCUGAAACCAGCAAUAUGCCUAGAUCUAUAACUACCUUGAGUAAAUCUAGCAUGAUCGUUGUUGACAGAGAUGAUGUUGAUAAGAAUAUUCGUGUUUUGAUCUCUCAAAUAAAUGUGAAUGCACCUACUUUAUCUCCUGAGAAAUCGCAAGACAAAGAAAGGUCUGGAGAAAUGACUAAUGAUUUGGGUGACAAAGAUAAAAACCUUGUUGAGAAAAAUGAUCAGCCCACUGACAUAGUAAAUGUUGAGGAAUUGGACUCUGAUGACGUUCCUAUCGGGCAAAGACUGGCUCCUGGUAUAGCUAAAAGGUUGAAAAAGAUAAAAGGCCAAGUUGUUGAAUCCUCCAGCACACCCUCCAUAUCUGUUAGGAACAAAGCAAGUGUUGGUCCCACAAAAACAUGGAGCAAGGUGGUUACUCCUGUAUCUAAGAAGAAAUCACUGAAAAGGAAGGAAGUUACCUCUGAGUCUAAUGAAUUUGAUCAUGAUGUCGAACAUAAUGUUCAGGACAUCAUCUCUACUUCCAGAAAGCACGCCUCUGGGAAGAAGAUACUAGUUAAUAUUCUUGAAGUUCCAAUUGACAACAUUUCAUUUCACUAUGUGGAGAAUGUUGGAAAAUGGAAAUUUGUUUAUUAA
Molecule: messenger RNA, 777 nt
Organism: Lathyrus oleraceus (garden pea)
Lineage: Eukaryota; Viridiplantae; Streptophyta; Magnoliopsida; Fabales; Fabaceae
Exons: 2
Coding region: 1-777 (258 amino acids)
Source: RefSeq, a predicted model, not a curated record